AUGGCCGACUACGAGGACGAGUACGACUACGAAAACUACGGCGAGGAUGACGACGACGAGGGCAUCACCCCCGAGGACUGCUGGACCGUCAUCUCGUCGUUCUUCGAGACCAAAGGAUUGGCCUCGCAGCAGACCGACUCCUUUGACGAGUUUACCCAGACAACGGUCCAAGACCUCGUCAACGAGUAUUCCACCAUUCACCUCGACCAGCCGAAUCCGCCCUCGCCGCCGGGCGUCAAGAUUGCCCUCCGCCGAUACGAAAUCAAGUUUGGCGCCGUUAUGGUCUCACGCCCAACCAUUUCCGAGACGGAUGGCACCGUUACCUCGCUGCUCCCCUACGAGUGUCGCGACCGAAACUUGACGUACGCCAGUCCCAUGUACAUCAAGAUCACGAAAAAGGUCAAGUCGGCCAUCGAGAGGGAUGUACCCCUGCAUGAGAUGGACGAAGCCCAGCAUGCCGAGAUGGCCAGGACGGGCGUGACCCCGACCAAGCUCGUCUGGGAGCGCGAGGAGACUGGCGACGACGACGAAAGCGACGACGACGACGACGACGAAGGCAAGCAAAAGGCUGACGACCCCGGAAGCUGGAAGAACAUGGUCUUCGUCGGCAAGCUUCCCAUCAUGGUCAAGUCCAAGAUAUGCCACCUCAGCCGCGAGUCGGACGAGAACCUCUUCACCGUCAACGAGUGCCCCUACGACCAGGGAGGCUACUUCGUCAUCAACGGCAGCGAAAAGGUGCUCAUCGCCCAGGAACGCUCGGCCGCCAACAUCGUCCAGGUCUUCAAGAAGGCUCAGCCGAGCCCGUACACGUACACGGCCGAGAUUCGAAGCGCCCUGGAGAAGGGGUCCCGCCUCAUCUCGAGCCUCAUGCUCAAGCUGUACGGCAAGGGUGACUCGGCCCGCGGCGGCUUCGGCCAGACCAUCCACACCACCCUUCCCUUUGUCAAGUCGGAUCUUCCCGUCGCCAUCGUCUUCCGCGCCCUCGGCGUCGUCUCCGACGAGGAUAUCCUCAACCACAUCUGCUACGACCGCAACGACAGCCAGAUGCUGGAAAUGCUGCGCCCCUGCAUCGAGGAGGCCUUUUGCGUCCAGGACAGGGAGGUCGCCCUCGACUUCAUCGGCAAGCGCGGCAACCGAGACCAGGCCGGUCUCGGCCGCGAGAAGCGCGUCCGCGUGGCCAAGGAUAUCCUGCAGAAGGAGACGCUGCCGCACAUUUCCCAGGUCGAGGGCAGCGAGACGCGCAAGGCCUUCUUUCUCGGCUACAUGGUUCACAAGCUGUUGCAGUGCGCCCUCGGACGGCGCGAGCCCGACGACCGUGACCAUUUCGGCAAGAAGCGACUCGACUUGGCCGGACCCCUUCUCGCCAAGCUGUUCCGCGGCAUCAUGCGUCGCAUGAACACCGAGCUCGCCAACUACCUCCGGCGAUGCGUCGAGGGCAACCGGCACUUCAACCUGGCCGUCGGCAUCAAGCCGGGCACCCUCUCCAAUGGCCUCAAGUAUUCGCUGGCGACGGGAAACUGGGGCGACCAGAAGAAGGCUAUGAGCUCGACGGCCGGCGUGUCCCAGGUGCUGAACCGAUACACCUUCGCCUCGACCCUGUCGCAUCUGCGGCGGACCAACACGCCCAUCGGCCGCGAUGGAAAGCUCGCCAAGCCGCGGCAGCUGCACAACACGCACUGGGGGCUCGUCUGCCCCGCCGAAACGCCCGAGGGUCAGGCCUGCGGCCUCGUCAAGAACCUGUCCCUGAUGUGCUACGUCAGCGUCGGCUCCCCGGCCGACCCGCUGGUCGAGUUUAUGAUAAACCGAGGCAUGGAGGUGGUGGAGGAGUACGAGCCCUUGCGGUACCCUCACGCGACCAAGAUCUUCGUCAACGGAGUCUGGGUCGGUGUCCACCAGGACCCCAAGCACCUGGUCAGCCAGGUGCUCGAUACCCGGCGGAAGAACUACCUGCCGUUUGAGGUGUCCCUCAUCCGGGAGAUCAGGGAUCAAGAGUUCAAGAUCUUCUCGGACGCCGGACGAGUCAUGCGGCCCGUCUUUACCGUGCAGCAGGAGGCGGAUGCCGAGACGGGGCUGGAGAAGGGACAGCUCGUCUUGACCAAGGAGCUCGUCAACAAGCUUGCCAAAGAACAGUCGGAACCGCCCGAGGACCCGAGCGCGAAGCUUGGCUGGGAGGGGCUCAUCAAGAACGGAGCGGUGGAGUACCUCGAUGCCGAGGAGGAGGAGACGGCCAUGAUCUGCAUGACGCCCGAAGACCUCGAACUGUACCGUCUCCAAAAAGCGGGCAUCGCCAUCGACGACGAUCCCGGCGACGACCUCAACAAGAGGCUCAAGACGAGGACCAACCCGACGACGCACAUGUACACGCACUGCGAGAUCCACCCCAGCAUGAUCCUGGGUAUCUGCGCGAGCAUCAUUCCGUUCCCCGAUCACAACCAGUCCCCGCGUAACACGUAUCAGUCCGCCAUGGGUAAGCAGGCCAUGGGCUUCUUCCUCACCAACUAUUCCAGACGCAUGGACACCAUGUCCAAUAUCCUCUACUACCCCCAAAAGCCUCUGGCGACGACGCGGUCGAUGGAGUUCCUCAAGUUCCGCGAACUGCCCGCCGGCCAGAAUGCGAUCGUCGCCAUCUCCUGCUACUCGGGCUACAACCAGGAAGACUCGGUCAUCAUGAACCAGAGCAGCAUCGACCGGGGCCUCUUCCGAAGCCUCUUCUUCCGAUCCUACUCGGACCAGGAGAAGAAGGUGGGCCUGAACUACACCGAGGUGUUCGAGAAGCCCUUCCACCAGAGCACGCUGCGCAUGAAGCACGGCACGUACGACAAGCUGGACGAGGACGGCAUCGUCGCCCCGGGCGUCCGCGUCUCCGGCGAGGACAUCAUCAUCGGCAAGACGGCGCCCAUCGACCAGGAGAGCCAGGACUUGGGGACGAGGACGACGGUGCACCAGCGUCGCGACAUCUCGACGCCGCUGCGAAGCACCGAGAACGGCAUCGUCGACUCGGUCAUCGUCACGGUGAACCAGGACAACGUCAAGUACGUCAAGGUGCGCGUUCGGACGACCAAGAUCCCGCAGAUCGGCGACAAGUUUGCCUCGCGUCACGGGCAGAAGGGCACUAUCGGCGUGACGUACCGGCAGGAGGACAUGCCCUUCACGCGGGAGGGCGUCACGCCCGACAUCAUCAUCAACCCUCACGCGAUUCCGUCGCGAAUGACGAUUGCCCAUCUGAUCGAGUGUCUCCUCAGCAAAGUUUCGACGCUCGAGGGCAUGGAGGGCGAUGCGACGCCCUUCACCGACGUGACGGUCGACUCGGUCUCGGAGCUGCUGCGCAAGCACGGCUACCAGUCUCGCGGCUUCGAGAUCAUGUACAACGGGCACACGGGUCGCAAGCUGCGCGCGCAGGUCUUCUUCGGCCCGACCUACUACCAGCGGCUGCGGCACAUGGUCGACGACAAGAUUCACGCGCGCGCCCGAGGGCCGGUGCAGAUCAUGACGAGGCAGCCGGUGGAGGGUCGCGCGCGCGAUGGCGGCCUGCGGUUCGGAGAAAUGGAGCGUGAUUGUAUGAUUGCUCACGGCGCAGCCGCCUUCCUCAAGGAGCGCCUGUUCGAGGUGUCGGAUGCGUUCCGAGUCCACAUUUGCGAGAUUUGCGGACUCAUGACGCCGAUCGCGAAUCUCUCGAAGCAAUCGUUCGAAUGCAGACCUUGCAAGAACAAGACCAAGAUUGCGCAGAUCCACAUUCCGUACGCCGCGAAGCUGCUGUUUCAGGAGCUGCAGGCGAUGAACAUUGCGGCGAGGAUGUUCACGAACCGAUCUGGAGCGUCCGUCCGAUAA
Drechmeria coniospora is the source of this 3828-nucleotide messenger RNA. RefSeq names its product RNA polymerase II beta subunit. Bases 1 to 3828 code for a protein of 1275 amino acids. The transcript has 3 exons. Gene Ontology annotation, molecular function: DNA binding; DNA-directed RNA polymerase activity; ribonucleoside binding. NCBI's taxonomy places the organism in Eukaryota, Fungi, Ascomycota, Sordariomycetes, Hypocreales, Ophiocordycipitaceae. The record is from RefSeq and is a predicted model, not a curated record. Gene Ontology annotation, cellular component: RNA polymerase II, core complex. Gene Ontology annotation, biological process: DNA-templated transcription.